AUGCAGUACAUAAGGGAUUUGGAUGAAAAGGCAUAUGAGUAUCUUGCAAACAUUGCACCUGCACCGUGGACAAGGUCACACUUCACUCCUAGGGCCUUAACAGAUUGUUUGGUAAAUAAUUUGAGUGAGUCUUUUAAUGCAAUGAUAUUGAAGUUUAGAGACAAGCCUAUCUUGGCAAUGUUGGAGUGGAUUAGGGUUAGACUUAUGACUAGGCUUUACACAAAAAGGGAAGGGAUACAGAAGUAUGCUGGAAAGUUGUGUCCAAGCAUACAAGAUAGGUUGGAGAAAUUGAAAGUUGAAAGUAAGGCAUUCAGUGCUACCCCAGCUGGUAGUUUCCUUUAUAAGGUAGGCACUCAGUAUGAGAGGCAUGUAGUUGAUUUGGUGAAAAAGACAUGUAGCUGUAGGUCUUGGGAUUUAAAUGGCAUUCCCUGCAAACAUGCCACAACAGUGAUUUAUACAAACAUUCAGACACCAGAAGACUAUACCCACCCAUGCUACUUCAAAGAAACUUAUAUGGAGAUAUACAAGGAGGUACUUCCUCCCAUGCCUGGCCAGUCAAAAUGGGCUAAGACUGGACAGCCUGCUCCCUUGGCACCUCACAUAUACAAACCACCAAGCAGACCACCUAAGCAAAGAAAGAGGGCUUCUGAUAAGCCUAGGAACCCUUACAAAGCAAGUAGACUGAACAGACCUGUAAGAUGUGGGAAAUGCAAAAAGGAAUGGCAUAAUUCAAGAGGGUGCAAGGCUGGCAUCACUGGGGAGACACCAUAG
Messenger RNA from Quercus robur (English oak), 771 nucleotides. RefSeq lists its product as uncharacterized. Gene Ontology annotation, molecular function: zinc ion binding. The transcript has a single exon. NCBI's taxonomy places the organism in Eukaryota, Viridiplantae, Streptophyta, Magnoliopsida, Fagales, Fagaceae. The record is from RefSeq and is a predicted model, not a curated record. Bases 1 to 771 code for a protein of 256 amino acids.